Molecule: messenger RNA, 2602 nt
Organism: Vombatus ursinus (common wombat)
Lineage: Eukaryota; Metazoa; Chordata; Mammalia; Diprotodontia; Vombatidae
Gene: LACTBL1
Product: lactamase beta like 1
Exons: 7
Coding region: 59-1813 (584 amino acids)
Source: RefSeq, a predicted model, not a curated record
GGGUGUCCCAGACUCUGGUGCUGAGUCCCUGUAAGGACGGAGAGCUUUCUUUAAAUCCAUGGCUGGGAUGAAGCCCCAGGUCUGUCCGGGGCUGACACUGCCCAAGGUGAAGGGAAGGUGGGCUCCAGCACUGGCCGGCUUCUUCUUCCUCCUGUCGGUGGCUAUGACCGGCUGCUUUCUGUGGCAGUACCACCUCCGGAAAGCAGAGCUUGGUGCCUCUGUCAUGGAAGUGACCUCAGAAACUGUGAGGAUGUGUCCCCGUUAUCCAGAACCCGUGCCCUUACAGCAUCCCCUCCCUGUGUUGAAGGAGGCCCUGGAGAAGGUGGACAAGAUUCUGCGGCAAACAAUGCCCACUGCCCCGGGCCUCACGGCCAUGUCCGCUGUGGUCAUCUACAAUGACACUGUGCUGUGGACGGGGAACUUUGGCUGGAGGAAUGGCUCAGACAGGGCCUCAGGGCCCCCCAGUGAAUAUACCAUCUACCGGAUUGCCAGCAUCUCCAAGAUUUUCCCCACACUCAUGCUGUACCGUCUGUGGGAGGAAGGCAUCGUGGCGUCCUUGGAUGACCCCCUUGAGCGCUAUGCCCAAGGCUUCAGGAUCAAAAACCCACUUGGAGCAGGACCACACCCUGUCUGGGGAAGCUUGAUGGGUGGGCUGGAGAAGAGGGUCCCACCCCUCAAACCUACGACAGUAACUCUCCGAAGAAUGGCUAGUCAACUUUCAGGGCUACCCAGGAGACUCCGCUCAACCACCCUGCUGUGGCGGGGAAGCACGGAGGAUGCCCUGGCUCUCCUGAAGGAUGACGUCCUGGUGGCUGACCCUGGAACCAGGUGUCAUUACAGCACUCUGGCCUUCUCCCUGCUGGCCCACGUGCUGGCCAGGCACACCAACAACAGGGACUACCAGCGGUGGGUGUCUGAGAACAUCCUGGAUCGGCUGGGGAUGGAGGACACAGGCUUUGACCUCGUGCCCUGGGUCCAGGCCCGGAUGGCUGCAGGCUUCUACGGCAGUGGGCGCCCAGCCCCACUCUAUGACCUUGGCUGGUAUCGCCCCUCUGGUCAGAUGUACUCCACACCUGCUGACUUGGCCAAGCUGGCCAUGGUGCUCCUUGGGAGUGCCCCCCAGGGCGUCUUGGCACCGGAUACACUCAAGACCAUGCUGACUCCUCUCCUCACCUGUCCUGGGACCUACUUCGCCAACCAGACAGGCACACCAUGGGAAUUCCACGCCCAGAGGGGAUAUAGCAUUGUCCGGAAGGACGGGGAUCUGGAUGGCUACGCAGCUACCUUUUCCCUGGUCCCUCAGCUGAAGCUCAGCUUCAUUGUGCUCAUGGCUGGGCCCCGUCCACCGGGGCUCGACCUGGUGACCCAAGUGUACGAUAUCCUCAUCCCCGCCAUGGAGAUAGCCUUCCGGGAGGUCAAGGGGAGCCUGGCGCCACCGCCUAGCCCUGGCCCUUACUUGGGCUUCUACACCUAUGCCAACCUUACCUUCUAUGAGAUCCUCCGAGGGCCCUCAGGGGUCCUUCACAUGCGGCAGUUUGGGCCCCAAGUGGAGAAGCUGAUCCCAGCCAAGUUCCGGACCCUGAAGCUGCAUCACCUGCAGGGCCGGGUCUUCCAGGUGGUCGUAGACCAAGAGUUCCCCUGUGUCCUGCCCCUGGGGGCAACCUGGCUUCCCUUGGAGACUCAACACGGCCAGCUCCUCAACUUUUAUCCCUUUGACCAGAGGGGGCUCUCCCCAGGCUUUGAUGCUCCUGGCUUGAACACGUACAAAGUCCUUCGGAUGGCCCAGAAACCUGGCUUCAGUACUUCAGUUUGAGCUCAGCCGUCCUCACCUCUUACCUUAACGGGACAGAAUCGUGGGAUGUCAGAGUUGGAAGGGAAGGCUUGAGCUUUGGCAAUAUGGAAUGGUGAUAAGAGCGUGGAGAGGCCUGAGUUUAAAUGCCAGCUGCCACACUAACCGGCUGUGUGACUUUGGACAAAUUCUGUAUCUUCUCUGGGUCUCGGUUUCCUUUUCUGUAAAAUAAGGGCCUUGGACCAAAUGCUUCCCAAGGUUUCUCUUAGCUCUAACGUUCUGUGCUCUCAGAUCAUAGAUUUAGAGCAGGGAGGGGACCUUAGACAGCAUCUAGUCUCCAUUUUACAGAUGUGGAAACUGAGGCCCAGGGUGAUUUGAUGAUUUGCCCAAUAUUAUACAAGGAGUAACAGAAGUAGCUCUGACUCCCAAACUGAGUUCCCUUUCUACUGCCCCAUUUGACCAGUGCUCCCUUCCAGUUGGCACUUUCUGUUUUCUGACAAUCCUUCUCCUAAUGAUCUAUGAUUCUGAGAGCCUGCUCUAUGGGUGUCCUGCCCUGUCUGCUACCUCUACCCCCACCCUCCUGGGGCCAUGGCAAGUUUAUUACCAGAUCCGACCACCAGGUGGCAGCAUUGUUCCAUGGAGCAAAUGCUCUCAAGCUACGAAGUCUCCCAGAAGUUAAUAAUGUAGCUUAAAAUAAUGCUAAGCCUUUUGAAAUCCCCUCUAUUCAUUUUUAACAUGUCCUUGCCUCUGGGCCAUCGCCUCACCCCUGCCCUCCAUGUGUUGGUCCUAUGUGACAUGCAGCAGCCAGACCUU